Gilbertella persicaria is the source of this 1527-nucleotide messenger RNA. RefSeq names its product major facilitator superfamily domain-containing protein. Gene Ontology annotation, cellular component: membrane. The record is from RefSeq and is a predicted model, not a curated record. Bases 1 to 1527 code for a protein of 508 amino acids. The transcript has 3 exons. Gene Ontology annotation, biological process: monosaccharide transmembrane transport. NCBI's taxonomy places the organism in Eukaryota, Fungi, Mucoromycota, Mucoromycetes, Mucorales, Choanephoraceae. Gene Ontology annotation, molecular function: hexose transmembrane transporter activity.
AUGGUCUAUUGUGUGCAGAUAGCAUGCUUGGGCUCUUUUAGCAAUGGUUGGGUAAUUGGUUCUCCCAAUAUUCCAGGCGAAAUCACGCAUAAUUGCCCCAAUGGCAAUGCGCAUGUAAAUAACUCAGCAUGGCCCGAUUGUUUACCUAUGAACAAUGGAUUAUGGGGGUUUGCAGUCGCUUCAUUCUGCGUAGGAGGCCUCAUUGGUGGUCUAACAGCUGGCAAUCUCCAGACAAAAGUUGGUCGUAAAAGAGCCAUUAUGCUCAAUAAUUUGGGCUAUAUUAUUGGUGGUCUUCUCAUUAGUGUUUCUGUGCAUGAAAGUAUGUUUAUCAUUGGCCGCAUCUUAUGUGGUCUAGGAUGUGGUAUGGGGUCAUUAUCUAUCCCUACUUAUAUUGGUGAAGUAUCUACCAUUAAGGCGCGUGGUGCAAUGGGUACUUGCAAUCAGUUUUUUAUUGUCCUCGGCAUCUUACUCUCCUCAGUCAUUGGGCUUCCGUUAGCCAAUGUACCUUUAUGGCGUCUUAAUUUUGCGAUUGUCUGUUUACCUGCUAUUGCUCAAUUCUUUUUGAUGAAUACAUGUGUUGAAACACCUCGUUAUCUGAUUUCUGUCAACCAUAUUGAAGAGGCUCGACAGUCACUCCAAAAGCUUCGUGGUAAUAACUACAACAUUGAUCGUGAAUUUUAUGAUAUGGUUGAAGGUUAUUAUGGUACUGCUGCUGCUCAAUCCAUGCUAGACUACCAAAAGCCGCCUGCAACAGAAGAAGAGAAACAGACAGAAAAAGAAGCUUAUAUUACCAAAUCUGGAGAAACUAAAGAACAUACAUUCGAUGCGACUCAUGCUGAAGACAACGAAUCUACUGAUGAACAAGUUCCUGUUACUCAAAGAGACACUAUGAGCAUUAUUCAAAUUUUUACUGACCCUGUCAUUCGACGCAUUACGCUUACUGUCGUCUUUUUGCAUGCCUUUCAGCAGCUCGUCGGCAUUAAUGCUGUCAUGUAUUACUCUGUGACUAUCUUUGUCUUAGCUUUUGAUGCAAAUAUGGCCAAGUACAUGGCUAUUGUUACAACUGUUGUUAACUUUGUCAUGACAUUAGUGGCAGUUGCCAUGAUUGAUCGUAUGGGUCGUCGGCCUUUGUUAUUGAUAGCAAAUGCUGGUGCUUGCCUGUUCUCAGUCUUGCUAGUCGUUGGAUAUGUAUACACCAUCCCCGCUUUGCUUGUGGUAUCUGUCUUCUUAUAUGUUGCUUCUUUUGCUAUCGGUAUUGGUCCUAUUCCUUGGCUAUUGACAUCUGAAUUGACACCAACAUAUGCUUCGUCUGCUGUGGCUGCUGUGGCUACUGGUGUAAAUUGGGCUAUGAACUUCUUAAUUGGCCAAUUAUUUCCAGUCAUCUUUGGGCGUAUUGAAGGUUAUUCAUUCGCCAUUUUUGCAAUCGUUUCCUUACUUGCCUUUAUAUUCACUUUUACCUUUUUGCCUGAAACAAAGGGUAGAUCACUUGAAGCUAUCGUAAGAGGCUUUGAAAAGCACAGACGAUAA